UUAUUUUAUUAUAUUACGCGUAUAUUCAUCGUAUUAUUGCUACAUAUCAAUACUAUGAACAUUUAAUAUUAAUAUAUUUUGCAUAAAAUUAUAUAAAAUAAUAUAUGCUAAAUAAAACUUUGUACUUUUUAUAAAAUAUACUAAUAUAAUAUAAUACAUAUAACAUACACUAGAAUAUUGUUGACGCAUUUCAACUAUGUAUAGUCUUUAAUAUUUGAAUUUAAAGUAUCGCAGUUUUAUAGAACAUUGCCUAUUAUGUGUAUGGUGCAGUGUACUGGUUUCUAACCUUACUAAGUCGUAUUAGUGUUUAAUAACAGUUUCAGCAUUGGCUACAGUGAAAUUUUGUUGUCUUGUUAAUAAUUAAUGCAAAUUGUUGUUAUAUGUAUAUAAGCAGAGAAGAGUGCAUAAAAGCAUAACGUUGAUUAAGUAUUCAAACAAUAAUGAAUUUGUGCUUUCUGAGAACUUGCAUUAUAGAAUUGAAAAUUAUAUCAAAACAUGCUAGAUGUUUACAUUACUUGAAUAGUUCCAGAAAUGUUUUAAUAUCACUUAGAUCAACAAAUACACAUACUAAUUUGUAUGAUUUUUCACCCAAAUCGUAUAAUAUAAAUAAGUAUUUUACUGGUGAUGUAUUGUUAAAAAGUAAAGACCGACCUAGCAAUAAAAAAUCAGUGGUACAUGUUAAUCUUAAUGAAAUAUCUGACAUUGUAAAGGUAGAACGUAUGAUGUCACAAUUUGAUGGAGCAAUUGAAAAAUAUAAAGAUGAAAUGGUAAAAAACUUAGCUGUACGUACGAGAGUAGGUGCUGUUGAAGAGUUGACUAUAACAUUCGAAGAUGAAGAACAUCAUCUCGAAGAGCUUGUAGAUAUUAAUCGAAAACCUAAUAUGGUAUUGCUCAAUGCAUCUGCAUUUCCACAAAUAAUCCCAAAUAUCUUAGAAGCUUUAUCAAAAUCGAAUAUGAAUUUAAAUCCACAACAAGAUGGUACAAUAAUUUAUAUUCCAUUACCUAAAGUCACAAAAGAACAUAGGGAAAGUUUGGCAAAAACAGCAAAACAAUACUUUGUUAAAUGCAAAAAUAUUAUUAGUGAUAUAAGAAAUGAACAUAUUAGAGACUUGAAAAAGAAAGAAGGUUUACCAAAAGAUUUAACAUUUAAAGCUGAAAGUUAUGUAAGUGCUAUACAAAAACAAUAUGUAGAUAAAGCAGAGGAAUUGCUGAAAGCAAAACAGAAAGAACUUUUAGAUGAAAAUAUAUUACCUAAAGGAAGAUGAAUCCAUACAAAGUAACCACCUUCUGGUCUUUUAUAUGAACAGCAUCGUGAUUUAUAGGAUGGUACCAGCCUGAUUAAAUAUGCUGAGUAGAUAUGCUAAAAUAUGAUUUUCGCCUUUCAAAGAUAAUUUUACAAACAUGCAUUGAUUAUUAUUCGACUGAGAAAAAAAUAAACUCGCUAUGAUAGUACCUGUGACCAUUUUCAUUAAUGGAAAUUGUCUGAAAACAUCUAAUGCUGUCAUGAUCGUUGUAACGUCUGCUCAAAAAUUUUGUCAAUUCUUCACGACACUCCCAUAAGCCUGCCGUGAUGCCAUAUUGAAACAGAUAAUACUUUCCUUCUUUCUUUUCUUCUUCCUACAACAAAAUAUAUUUUAACAUAUAUUAACAAUAAAACAUAUUAAAACGUGUGAUGCA
Bombus pyrosoma is the source of this 1677-nucleotide messenger RNA. It is a transcript of the gene mRRF1, whose product is annotated as ribosome-recycling factor, mitochondrial. The record is from RefSeq and is a predicted model, not a curated record. Bases 441 to 1265 code for a protein of 274 amino acids. The transcript has 5 exons. Gene Ontology annotation, biological process: translation. Gene Ontology annotation, molecular function: ribosomal large subunit binding. Lineage: Eukaryota; Metazoa; Arthropoda; Insecta; Hymenoptera; Apidae. Gene Ontology annotation, cellular component: mitochondrion.